CAGCAUUCUCCCUCUGAGAUCUCUGACUCAUGAGCAGCCUUUUGGAAGGGGUCAUCAUGUAUGGUCUGCUGUGUGAGAGUCUGCAUGACUUCAUUAAGGAGUCAUACGGGGAUGACGUGUGGAAGCUGGUGAGAGAGAGAGCAGACGUUAGACUCCACUCUUUCGUCACACAUCAGGUCUACAGCGAGAGUGUAAUCCCACGCAUAGCGAAAGCAGCCAGUGGUGUUACAGGCACUCCCUAUAAUGAGCUGAUGAACUCCUGGGGUGUUUACUUCCUGGGCUUUGUGGGGAAGUACGGCUAUGACAGGAUCCUCAAGGUGUUGGGCCGUCAUGUGCGUGACUUUGUCAAUGGCUUGGAUAACCUGCAUGAGUACCUGCGCUUCAGUUACCCCAAAGUUCAGCCCCCCACCUUCUUCUGUCAAGAGGAGUCUGCUACUGGAGUUACACUGCACUACAGGAGCAAGCGGAAGGGCUAUCUACACUAUGCUAUGGGUCAGCUCAGACAGAUGGGCAAACAGUUCUAUGAUACAGACAUCCAUGUGGAGGUUCUCUCUGAGCAGCUGGUGGGAGAUUACUCCCACGUCACUAUGAGAUUGAACUUCGAUAACUCUGCUUAUCGCUACAUCCAGAAAGAGGAUGAAGAGGAGCAAGAGAUUCUGCCGAUCACCAGUGACUUUUUCUUUGAGGUGUUUCCCUUCAACAUUGUCUUCAGACAGGACAUGGUGGUCCACAAUGUCGGCUCUGGUUUGGCCACAGUUUUCCCUGAUCUGGAUGGAAAGAAGAUCAACGAUGCAUUCCUUUUGGCUCGCCCCUUGGUGGAGUUCACCUGGAACAUGAUCAUCUCCCACCCCAACAACCUGUUUGAGAUCAUGUCCAAGGAGCCUGUGAAGCGGGAGCGGAACCUUCAUAAUAGAGUCCAGAACUCUGAUUAUGAGAACGCUAAUCGCUCUGCUGAUGUAGACGUGGAGCUCAUGGCCUUCCAGUCCAUCAUUGGAGACGAUUACAAAGAUGGAAACAGUGCCAAUGCCAUGGAGAGCUGGGGGGACGGGAGCCGCUGCCUCAAACUGAAAGGCCAGAUGAGAUACAUGCCCGAAUGGGAGUCCAUUAUCUUCCUGGGAACGCCUGUAAUGGAGAGUCUGAGUGCCAUGUUUAAGACUGGACUCUACAUUAAUGACCUCAGUAUGCACGACUCCAGCAGAGACCUGGUUCUGGCAGGAACGCAGCAGUCUGAGGAGCUCAAGAGGGCUCUUAUACAGGAGCAGAAGAAGUCCAGUAAACUGGAGGAAAGCAUGAAGAUGCUGGACUAUGAGAUGAAGAAGACUGAUGACCUGCUCUACAGGAUGAUCCCUAAACCUGUUGCUAAGAGGCUGCGCAAGGGAGAGCCUGCGGUCAACACAUGUGAGGUGUUCCCGGAUGUGACCAUACUGUUCAGCGACGUGGUGGGCUUCACUCGGAUCUGCAGCCACAUCACCCCUAUGCAGGUGGUGUCCAUGCUUAACACCAUGUACACACUCUUUGACACUCUCAGCGAGAAGCACAGAGUCUUCAAGGUUGAGACUAUCGGGGACGCCUACAUGGUUGUAGCUGGAGCUCCAGAGAAGACUAAGUACCACGCCCAUAAUAUCUGCGACAUGGCUCUGGACAUGGUGCGCUCCAUCGACCACCUCAAAGACCCGUCUAAUGGCAACAACAUCCAGAUCAGAGUGGGCAUCCACUCUGGAAUGGUUGUUGCUGGGGUCGUGGGUCACAAAAUGCCUCGUUAUGGUCUCCAUGGUGAUACAGUCCAUACAGCAUCAGCCAUGGAAAGCAAUGGAAAGGAGAUGCACAUUCAGCUCAGCAGCGCUACCUAUGAGCACCUGAAGGGCAGUCACUUCAUUUUUGAGAGACGUGGGACCAUAACCAUAAAGGGCAAUGUGGAGAUUGAGACCUACUGGCUGAAGGGAAAGAGGGAUAAGGAUGGAAAUGCACAGGCAGCUUGCCCUCAGUUUGAGGCUCAAACAAUCAGCAAGGCUGCAAUCUCUCCCCCAGAGCCCCCCAUUGAUGAGGAAGUACUGGUGUUCCCAUCUGUGGCAGGUGAGGAUGAGGAUGAUGUCAAGUCUAUCCGCUCUCACCGCAUCAAGAUGGAAACUUCUGGCAACUCUCUGGAGGAGUCCAUGGAGGAAGGCAGAGUGGAGGAGAUGUCUGUUAGUAAGGAUGGUGGCCUCCAAGACCCUCACAUAGAGCUGGACUCUCCAGAAUUUGAUGGACGGGAUUCCAUCAUGGAGUCUCCUGAAGGCUCCUGUGACUCACGCUGCUCAGAGAAGAGCACCAUGUGCUCCAUAUCCUGAAAUGGACACCAUCAGAGACAUGAAACUCAUGCCAACUCUGGCUUUGGCCUGGAUUUCCCAUAGCGUUUAAUAUCACUUUAGUGCCUUAACACCUUAGUUUCUCAGUGAACACCCGCAGAACUGAUUUACAGAUGUUGCUGUCAGAGGUUGAUCUGUAUUGCAGAAGUAAAGCAUUAUCAUGUAUAUAGACUGAUUAUAAGAAUACAUCAGCACGUUCCUACCCAAUCUCUGUCUGCUACAUCUGUAGCAUAUGGUCAGUUAACAUAGACAAUCAUUUUAUCACAUUUCCCUUAACAGAAAAGCUCAUUGACCUUUAUAUUAAAUAGCAAAUGUUUAUGCAAAACACUUUCAAUUAGGUAUGUGUAGAUUAAUCUACAGUACAGUGUACAAGUGAAAGACCUCCUUUCAUUUAUUUCAUUUCCAUCCAAAACAGCCAUUAAGAACAAGUUGUUGUCCAUCAGACAACAUUACACCGAAGCUUUGACAACUAAGUAUAAGAUCAGACUUUAUAGUAUGUGGUGUGUCCACUCUUUACCUUUAAUACAGCUUCCAUUCUUUCAGGAUACUCAGUUUUUUAAAGAAAUCUGCAGGGAUAGUUUUUCACACCUUCAAAGUUCAGUCUUAGAAUUGGUUGUAUUUUCUGAUUCUCACAAUUUUAGAUUUACUACUCUAUAAAUUGCCACUCCACAUCUCAGAUGACUAGUUUUGAUGUAGUAGUACAAUAAUGUUCUUCCAUUUUUUCAGUAAGGGCUUCUUAACAACAAAACAUGCAUUCAGCUAUAGAACUUAGCUUGUUUCAAGCAUAAAAAAGGAAAAUAAUUGGUAUUAUUUCUUGAAAUAAGCAAAAUUGGGGCAGUCAUGGGCUGGAGGUUAGGGAACCAGCCCUGUGACCUGAAGGUCACUGGUUCAAUCCCCAGAU
This is a messenger RNA of Pygocentrus nattereri (red-bellied piranha), 3246 nucleotides long. RefSeq names its product soluble guanylate cyclase 88E-like. The transcript is spliced from 19 exons. Gene Ontology annotation, cellular component: guanylate cyclase complex, soluble. Gene Ontology annotation, molecular function: heme binding; guanylate cyclase activity; oxygen sensor activity. The record is from RefSeq and is a predicted model, not a curated record. Gene Ontology annotation, biological process: nitric oxide-cGMP-mediated signaling; response to oxygen levels; cGMP biosynthetic process. Lineage: Eukaryota; Metazoa; Chordata; Actinopteri; Characiformes; Serrasalmidae. Bases 30 to 2327 code for a protein of 765 amino acids.